Mercurialis annua (annual mercury) is the source of this 1564-nucleotide messenger RNA. RefSeq names its product protein NRT1/ PTR FAMILY 2.3-like. Gene Ontology annotation, biological process: transmembrane transport. NCBI's taxonomy places the organism in Eukaryota, Viridiplantae, Streptophyta, Magnoliopsida, Malpighiales, Euphorbiaceae. Gene Ontology annotation, cellular component: plasma membrane. The coding region runs from base 34 to 1479 and encodes 481 amino acids. The transcript has 3 exons. Gene Ontology annotation, molecular function: transmembrane transporter activity. The record is from RefSeq and is a predicted model, not a curated record.
UUCGUAAAAAAAAAUUAGUUUGAAGAGAAAAAAAUGGAAGAAACAAACGAAAAAAGAAAUAGGGAAACAUCAGUGAAGCUUGAAAAAGGAGGCUGGGAUGCCGCAAUCGAUCUUCUUUGGCCUAGAAUGUGGUUCAUAAUAGCAGGCUGUGGGGUGUCAGCCAAUUUAUUAUAUUUUUUGAUGUCUGAGUACAAUGUAGAGAGUAUCGCGGCGAUUCAAAUCUGUUGUUUUAUUUUCGGUUGCGUUUUCAUGGUUGGAAUUGCCGGAGUUGUUGCAGAUUAUUCCUUCUUCGGCUCUUUCCGUGUUAUCACGGUUCUUUCCUUCGUCUCCUUAUUCGGUAUGAUCAUGUUAAUGUUAACUCGACUAGACGCGCCAUCUGAAACCCCAACAAAAUAUCAAUUUGGACUUCUCUUUGUAUCUAUAGCACUGGCUUUAUCAGGAUUUGUAGCCGUAUAUAAUUCUUACGGGUUUUUGAGAAGAGAUCAGUAUGACAAACCACCAACUAUUUGUUGGGAGCUAUCUGGAGCUUGUCUUUUUUUCUAUGUUAACGUUGGAGCCGGGGUCACGUUGAUCAGUUUGGCAGGACAAUAUAAAACUUGGGGUUUCGGGUUUGGCUCUUGUUGCUUUGCUAAUGUGGUGGGAUUAUUAUUCUUUUUUUGUAAAAAACGUUCAUAUCGACUAAGCAAGCCUCAAGAAUAUUUUGUUUCAACCCUGAAAAAUUCAGGGGUUCAAGUUGAUGAAUUAUUUAGUCGCGAUGACCAAGACUUGAUUAAACUUAUCCCAUUGUUUGUAACUGAUAUUUUCUUGCACGCCUCUGAUAUUAUGCUUAACUCCCUAAUGACGCUUCAAGCCCUAACUAUGAACAGGCACAUCUUCGACCCGGACUUGGAAGUGCCAGUAAGCUGUUUCGCAUUCUUUUCGCUUCCAACUAUAUUCCUUUCGCUAGCUAUCAUCGACUUUUUCGUAGUCCCACAAUGCAAGAAACUAAGAAUCUCCUGGGGCAUCGGAUUAACCCAUGUCUUGACCAUCCUCACUCUCAUAGCGUCCGCAGUGAUCGAGUCACACAGGCUCAAUCAUCUCGCAAACAAUCACAGUUUGAUGUCAGCCCUAUGGCUUAUGAUACCCGAAGCAAUAUUAGGGUUUAAGUUUGGGUUUUAUUUCAGAAGAAACAGCAGAAUGUACUGUCGAGAGGAAGGAAUAGCUACUGUUCUUAUGCGUACAUUCUCACUUGGGAUGGGAUGUUUUGUAAGCAUACUAAUCAUUCAAAUCUUCGUUCAAUUCACAGACUGGCUGCCUCAUAAUAUUAAUGAUGGAAGAUUGGACUAUGUAUAUUGGAUGUUGGCCGCGAUUGGGUGCCUCAACUUUGCAUUCCAUUUAAUUUUUACAAAGAACUUUGAGUUUCCAACUUUUGAAUACUAUGCUGGUGAUGAUGAUCAUAAUGACGAAGCUGCUCACGGAUCAAAGUUACAAGUUGCCUAGCAGAUUAUGAUUUAUUUCAUUUUGAAUAGCAUCCUUUUAUAUAUUUCAUUCUGAAUGGUGUUCUUUGAUAUAUUUCAUUUUUAGU